Centruroides sculpturatus (bark scorpion) is the source of this 1269-nucleotide messenger RNA. RefSeq names its product contactin-like. Lineage: Eukaryota; Metazoa; Arthropoda; Arachnida; Scorpiones; Buthidae. The record is from RefSeq and is a predicted model, not a curated record. Bases 91 to 1269 code for a protein of 392 amino acids. Gene Ontology annotation, biological process: cell-cell adhesion. The transcript is spliced from 9 exons.
CGACCGCAGCGCCAACAAUUGGUCUGGUAGACAAAAUUCAAACAGGUAACUUCCGGUGGAAGCAGGGCGUGGAGGCGGUCUGUAGGAAAGAUGCCUAUUAAUGGAUUCUUAAUUUUUUCACUCUGUUAUUUAUACUUUUCUUCAUUAGCUUUUUGUAAAGAUUGUCCGAAAGAAUGGGUUUCGCACAGAGAGUCUUGUUACAAAUUCAUACGUUCGCCCCUGAAUGCUUUCGAGUCCGCUCGAUCCAAGUGCCGAACUUACAAUUCUGACCUGGUGUCUGUGAAUUCUUUCAUGGAGCACGAAUUCAUUUCGAGCUGGCUAAAGGAACAUGAUCCCCAGCACUACAGAUGGUACACGAGUGGCAUUAGCGAUGACGACAAUUCUUGGAUUUGGGAAGGUGAUAAUACUAAAUUUAGCAACAUCGAUUUACUUUUGAAUCCUUUAAAUGAAUUGGGUUAUGGAAGACGCGUGGUUUAUAAUUAUUCUACUUCUGCAAACAAAUGGGGAUUGAGCAGAGUCCUUCCACAAGAAGAAUUACCUUAUAUUUGUGAAAUUCCUUUAGAAGACCUUGAUAAUAUAAUUCUUAUGGAGAGAGAUAUCAGUUACGGUGUAUUAGUCACCGACGAAGAGAAAGUGCCAAGGGGUCCGUAUUUUAUCGAAGAACCCAAAUCUGUAAUAUUUGCUCAAAGUGAUAGAGAUAACGUGGCCACAUUGAGGUGCGUCGCCAAGGGUUAUCCACCGCCUACUUACAUUUGGUAUCAGGUAGAAUAUCAUCACGAUGAAAUGGUCAGUAAAAAAAUUGACCCCCUCUCUGAUUAUCGAUAUACACAGACCGAUGGAAUUCUGAUGAUUCUCGAUCCGGAUCAGUCUACCGACAAAGGAAAAUAUUAUUGCUCUGCCACGAAUAAAUUUGGUACCAUAAUUAGUCAAAUUGUGUCUUUGGAUUUUGGAACCAUUCCGGAAUUUAACAGGAAGAGAUCGGCGGAAUAUGGAAAAGAAAACUGGGGAAAAUCGAUAUCCUGCGAUCCGCCUCAAGUCUAUCCACGUGUAAAUUAUUAUUGGAAUAGAAAUAAGUUUCCGAAUUUUGUGGAAGAAGAUCAGAGAGUUUUUGCAUCAUUUGACGGAAAUUUAUACUUUUCUUCACUGGAGAAAACAGAUCAGGCCAAUUAUUCUUGUGCCGUUCAGAGUGUAAUAGCUCCAGCUGGGCGUACAGGACCAUUUUUCCAACUGAUAGUUGGCCCCGCAUGUAAGUUCUGUAUAUUUCAUUAA